This is a messenger RNA of Sebastes umbrosus (honeycomb rockfish), 1225 nucleotides long. RefSeq lists its product as uncharacterized. Gene Ontology annotation, biological process: triglyceride homeostasis; regulation of lipid metabolic process. NCBI's taxonomy places the organism in Eukaryota, Metazoa, Chordata, Actinopteri, Perciformes, Sebastidae. The record is from RefSeq and is a predicted model, not a curated record. The transcript is spliced from 4 exons. The coding region runs from base 202 to 786 and encodes 194 amino acids.
UCUCAGGGGUUAAACUUCAAGGCAGGGUCAUGGAAAAGACCUGUGAUCGAACCACAGCUGAGCUAAUGUUUGCCAGGGUAUUGCACGUGCACAUCCAAUAUAAGGCGCACUGACCGCCCUCCAGCCUUUCCUGGCUGAGAAAUCAAACUUUUGAACAACUGAGUGAAAGUAGACUAUAGUUUGUAAGCGACUGCCGGUAUUAUGAAGACGAUCUGGGGCCUGUGUCUGCUUUGUUUGGCCGGGGGUUUAAGAGCGGUCAUCGCAGCACCGGUCAGGAAGACCGGCAAGAUGGAAGACAAGACUGCGCCACAGGAAGAGGUCAACGUGCUCAUGUUUGGUGUCAUACAGUUCAGCGAAUCCCUUAACUAUGUUUAUGAAAGCACUGAGGCGAAGAUAGCUCGAAUCAGCCAGACUCUGAGGAGCCAUGAGGGGACUCUCGAAAAGCUGGGGAGGCAGACUGAGCAGGCUGCAGAGGUGGAGAGACAGAUCAAAGAAGUAAUACAGCUGCUACAGGCCCAGAUGGUCAAGCAACAGGCUCAGACCAAGAGGACUAAAGAGUGGCUGGCCGGCAAGGAGCAGGAAGGGGUGGAGCUGAAGACAAAAGUGAAGAAGCUGGAGAUGUUUCUCAACACCAACAUGAGCAUCAAAGAGCUGCAGGAGAGAGCAGAGGAGCAGUCAUACAUCUUGAAAAGUUUACAGCAUUUGACCCAGUUCCAAAAAGAGAACAUCGAGACUAUGAAUGAGAAGCUCUCCAAACUGCAGGCGAUGAGUGAAGCUAUGACAUAGCUGUUUCAACAUUCACCACUGAGGUCUCACAGUCUCUCACGUCCACCCAGAUCUCAACUCUGGAACGUCACUGCACUCCCUUUCGACCCUGCAACGUGUGCUAUAGAUCUACUGUAUGGCCAGGAAAUUGAUUUGUUAGUACUCAUAUGAUUAUAUCCUUGUUGUUGCAGCUGUCAUCUAUUUCUUAUGUAAAAAUGUUUGUGUCUUUUGUUUGUCUUAACUUUGAUGUACUUAGUAAACCUUGUUUUUAAAAUGAACCAUUCAAUUAAAUCUGUUAAAUUAUUAAAGAUUUAUUUAAAGAGUCAUCUGUAAAUACAUAUAUAUAUAUAUAGAAAAAUCUCAAAGAUGAUAGCUUGCUUUUUGUAUUUAUAUAUUUUACAGAAAAAUAAUCAUCAAUAAAAUGUGUUUCAAUUUGAUUAAAAAUACAAACUAAAGUGAA